This is a messenger RNA of Priceomyces carsonii, 3363 nucleotides long. RefSeq names its product alpha-mannosidase (gene AMS1). The coding region runs from base 1 to 3363 and encodes 1120 amino acids. Gene Ontology annotation, cellular component: fungal-type vacuole membrane. The transcript has a single exon. Lineage: Eukaryota; Fungi; Ascomycota; Pichiomycetes; Serinales; Debaryomycetaceae. The record is from RefSeq and is a predicted model, not a curated record. Gene Ontology annotation, biological process: mannose metabolic process; oligosaccharide catabolic process. Gene Ontology annotation, molecular function: carbohydrate binding; alpha-mannosidase activity.
AUGACUGGAUCAGAAGAGUAUCAGAAAUUUAGCUUGCAGCCUAAUUUCAAGCCAAUUGAUAGUUUGUUCGAGAACAGAUUGAGACAAUUCGUAGAUGCGGGUGGUCAAUAUCAUGACUUGAAUCUACCGAAAUUCUACGAUAUCGAUAGAGUAGAUACGAACACGGAGUACAUAAAUAUAAAGGUUUAUAAGGUUCCCGACUCGAAAGAUGGUAAAACUCAGAGGCCAUUGUUCAAAGAAAUUGACUGGAGCAAAAUAACUUGGGAAGACGCCAAUAAAGGUUACAGCUUCGGCCCUUCUUGGAAGACGUUUUGGUUCAAAAUUGAAUGGGAAAUUCCAAAAAAAUGGCUCAAAGACUCGACUGAAGAAAUUGAUUUUGAAUGGGAUUGCAACAACGAAGGUCUUAUAUAUGAUAAAGAUGGAAUGCCUUUACAAGCUUUCUCCGGUGGCGGUGAGAGAACUCUCUUUAAAUUACCAAAAAAGUAUUGGAUAUCAACGAAGCAACUUUUCUAUUUAGAAAUUGCCUGUAAUGGGAUGUUUGGAAAUGGCGAUAAUGGGACCCCGGAUCCAAAUCGUUAUUUUCAGUUGAGUAAGUGUGAUUUGGUUUUACCAAAUGUUACUGCUAGAAAGUUGUUUUGGGAUUUCUGGAUUUUGGGGGAUGCUGCGAGGGAGCUCUCGGGCUCACUGUGGCAGAAGUAUCAGGCAAAUGAAGUCUGUAACCAGAUAAUGAAUGUCUUUGAUCCCAAUGAUGUCUCAAGUGUUCAAAAAGGUAGAGACUUGGCCCAAAAGCUUUUAGGAAAAAAUAUUGACUCUGAUAACGUGUAUGAUGUAAAUAAGCUUAACAGGAUUGAUGUCUAUGGUGUGGGUAAUUGUCACAUAGAUACCGCUUGGUUAUGGCCAUUUGCAGAAACUAAGAGGAAGAUUGUAAGAUCUUGGACGAGUCAGUUGAAAAUUGCAGAUGAUUAUCCAGAAUACAUAUUUGUAGCUUCUCAAAUGCAGCAAUUCAAAUGGUUAAAAGAAUAUCAUCCGGAAAUUCUCGCUAAAGUUAAACAGAAAUUUACAACUAAUCAGUUUUUACCGAUUGGAGGUUCUUGGGUUGAAAAUGAUACGAAUUUGCCAAAUGGAGAAUCUUUAAUAAGGCAAUUCUUGUUAGGCCAAAGAUUUCAGUAUAACGAAUUCGGAUUAUACUCUACAGUAUUUUGGUUACCUGAUACUUUUGGUUAUUCUUCACAAGUCCCACAAAUAUGUCAAAUAGUUGGAAUUGACAAAUUUUUGACUCAAAAGCUUUCAUGGAACAAUAUCAACACUUUUCCGUUGAGCACUUUUAACUGGGUCGGUAUAGACGGAAGUCAAGUGCUAGUUCAUAUGCCUCCAGCAAAUACUUACACUGCAAAUGCUCAUUUCGGUGAAGUCGUUAGGUCUCAAAGUCAACACAAGAAUUUGAGAGAUGUUCCGACAGGCUUGUUACUCUUUGGUCGUGGUGAUGGUGGAGGAGGUCCAACUGAAGAAAUGCUUGAGAAAUUGAGAAGAUGUAGAGGAUUCGCUAAUGAGACUGCUGCUAUUCCUACCGUGCAUCUAGGGCAUACUGUUGAAGAGUUUUAUGAUGAUGUGUUGGACCGCUCUCAAGGUGGUAGUUCUUUGCCUAGCUGGUGCGGCGAGAUUUACUUAGAGUUCCACAGAGGGACAUAUACCACUCAAGCAGAUGUUAAAAAGUUCAUGAGAUUUGGUGAGAUCAAGUUGCACGAUUUGGAAUACAUUGCUACUCUAGUUUCUUUAACGGAUAAGGAGUAUUCUUAUCCGGCUGAGGAAUUGCAAAAGUUAUGGGAAGAUUUAUGCUUAUGCCAAUUUCAUGACGUUUUACCAGGAAGUUGUAUUGGUAUGGUUUAUUACGAAGAAGUAAAACCCAUGUUGACGUCUUUGCUAAAAAAAGUUGAUGAUCUUAUCGAAAAGGCAUUAAAUAUUCUCAAGGAUGAAAAGCCAUCUUUAUCAAAUUACACUUUUAUGAAUUCUCUCCCGUGGGGAAGAAAUGAAGUUCUUAAAGUGAACAGGAGUACAAAUUCUGAGUUAUUCAAUCUAUUGGCCGAAGAAAGCGGAAAAGGGUUGUGCUCUAAAAUCAAUGAUGAUUCUCUAUUUACUAUGGUUAAAUCAGAAAAUGGUCGGUCCAAGUUUGUUUCAACUCAAGACAUUGCAUAUCCCGCAUCUGUCAAAAAGAUGAAGGAUAGCUAUGUCUUAACAAAUGAUUUACUUAAAGCCACUAUUUCUGAUAAUGGUGUUAUAACCUCCUUACUUGACUUAGUAAACAAGCGAGAAAUUAUUGACAAUAGAAGGACUAAACAAACUGAUGCAGAAGUUGUUGGCGCUAAUCAAUUAGUUGUUUUUGACGAUGAGCCGUUGACUUUCCCGGCUUGGGAUACGGAACUUUAUUCGUUAAAUAAGUUCAAAUUUUUGAAUAACGGUAAAGUUGAAGUUCUUAAGAAUGACCCAGCCCAAAGUUCAUUGGUUGUUAAGCAUGAAAUAUCCGCAAACUCAUAUAUUGAGACGGAAAUUUCCAUUGAAGGUUUGACUUCUGAUGCGGAUGUUACUCAGAAUAAUUACAUUAAAUUUAAGUCCCACGUUGAGUGGCAUGAAACCUACAAGUUCUUGAAAGUCCAAUUUCCGACUACUAUUCAUACUGCAUCGCAAGCAAGCUAUGAGACGCAAUUUGGAAUUACUCAAAGACCGACUCACUAUAAUACUACUUGGGAUGUUGCGAAAUUUGAAGUCUGUCAUCACAAGUUUAUGGAUUUGAGUGCAUAUAACUAUGGUGUAUCCAUCUUGAACAACUCAAAAUACGGUGGCUCUAUUCAUGGAAAUUUGAUAAGGUUAUCAUUAUUACGUAGUCCCAAAUCUCCUGAUGAUCGUGCAGAUAUGGGCUCUCAUGACUUUGAAUACGCAUUGUACCCUCACAAUGGUAGCUUAGGGAGCGACACUGUAAGGCUCGGAUACAAUUUCAACUACAAGUUAGAUAAUGCUGUCAGCUCUAGUAAAUUAUCUACUUUGGCCGGUGCAAUUAAAUUGGUGGGAGAUCGUAAUCUUAUCAUCUCUCACUUGAAGAGGUCCGAAGAUGAUGAAGACAUAAAUCUUUAUGACCAAAUUCCUUCGAAAAAUAAGGGUUCAAAGUCGUUUAUCUUGAGAAUAUAUGAAUCCUUAGGUGGAUCUACUUCGGGUACUUUGAAGUUUGAUACUUCAGUUUUGCCCAUUAAGAAGGUUUUCAAAACCAAUGCUUUGGAAUUUGAAGAAGAAGAAUUGGAAAUCAAAAAAGGCAGCGAAGUUGAUAUUUCAUUGCGCGGUUUCGAGAUUUCUACUUAUAAGGUCGUUUUAUAG